Molecule: messenger RNA, 1503 nt
Organism: Aureococcus anophagefferens
Lineage: Eukaryota; Pelagophyceae; Pelagomonadales; Pelagomonadaceae
Exons: 1
Coding region: 1-1503 (500 amino acids)
Cellular component (GO): lipid droplet
Source: RefSeq, a predicted model, not a curated record
AUGUGGGAGCGUCUCUCCGCCGCCGCGCGCGACAGCUUCUCCGCGAGCCCGCCGCGCGACGCGCCGGACGCGCCGCCCACACAACCAGCGCCAAAGGUCACCGCCGAGGCCAUCGUCUGCCUCUUCGGCGUGCACUUCCACAACCGGCGCGGCAACGAGGUGUCGUGGUCCUGCGCGUCGUCGAGCGCGCCGCCGGCCGUGCGGCGGGCCGGCUUCCUCGACGGCGUCGAGUUCAAGGCCAUGCCGUCCGGCGUCGACAAGCUCGACGAGGACUUCGUGCUCUUCCGCCAGCGGGACCUCUACGGCCUCGCGGUCUUCAGCGCGCGGCGCGCGGCGAGCGACGCGCGCGGCGCCAUCUACCACAGCGUCGGCGCGCUGGCGACGGAGCACGGCGCGUUGGCGGCCGUCGCGAACGGGCUCCGCGACGCCGCGGAGGCUCUGAACGCGGCGCCCGAGGGCGACCGGCCCGCGGUCUACGCGGCCCUCGAGGCCCGGUACCGGAGCGGCGACCUCGCCCUCGACGCCGCGCCGCGCGACGACGAGGACGACCUGAGCGUGCUGCGGGGCAGCCUGGGGAACCUCGCGUUCUUCUACGGCGCGUCCGUCUUCACGCUGUGGAAGGCCGUGCUGCUGCGGCGGCGCAUCCUCUUCUAUUCGCCGGUGCCCGUGGGCAUCGUCUGCGAGCGGGCCCACGCCGUGAGCGGCCUGCUGGCCCACUCGCUCGACCCGAGCGUCGCGUCGCUCCUCGCCGCGCCCGAGGACGAGCUGCUCUUCGUCAACGUCGCGGACCUGGACGACCUCGCGGCGCGGCGGACCUACGUCGCCUGCACGUCGGAGAAGGUCCUCGCGGACAAGACGCGCGCCUACGACGUCUUCGUCGACAACCGGCGCGUCGUCGUCGCGGGCGACGGCGACGCGCGGGGCGCGCCGCGGACCCCGCCGGAGGACCACAUCCCCGGCGAGGACCGCGACGAGGACGACGACCUCGUCUUCCCCUUCCUCAACAGCGUCGUCUUCGGCGAGCGCACGCGGCGGCGGCACCGCGCGUUCGGCGCGCGCCGCGGGUCCGUGACCGCGCCGAGGGUCGUCGCCGACGACGACAGCGCCCUCGCGCUCACGGAGGGCGACCGCCUGCGCUGGCGCGCCAUGCGGCGGCGCAUGCAGACGCGGGGCGCGGCGGUCGGCGGCGCGACCGCGGACCUCGACGCCGUCGUCGCGGACGCGUUCAGCGCGGCCAACGACCGCGUGCUCGAGGGCCUCCUCGUCGCCGCGCGCACGGGCGUCGACGUGACGACGCUGAGCUCCUUCGAGAGCUUCGGCCUCCACCGCAGCGACCGCGCGUUCCUCCGGGCGCUCGCGGACGAGCUCCGCGUGGACCACCCGGGCUUCAAGGACAGCGCGACGUGGACGUCGGACGCGACGCGGACGCCGAGCCGGCCCCCGCGGCCGCCCCGGGACUCGUGGACGGCGACGCCGAAGCGACAGGCGCCGCCGUUGCCGUAA